Messenger RNA from Penicillium riverlandense, 1692 nucleotides. Its product is annotated as putative C2H2 finger domain protein. The transcript is spliced from 3 exons. The record is from RefSeq and is a predicted model, not a curated record. Bases 1 to 1692 code for a protein of 563 amino acids. Lineage: Eukaryota; Fungi; Ascomycota; Eurotiomycetes; Eurotiales; Aspergillaceae.
AUGUCGCUCAGGUCCAACGACCCAGACCGGGUCUCUCUUCCACAGACUGGAUUGAAUCCCGGAGUUCAGUCCAUGUCUAGCCUGGCCUCCCGACCAAUCCAGGGUGAUGACUUGGUCAGCCCAGGCGAUUCGUCCUUUUGCUCCAGUAUCCACACAGCCCAUGGAACCCCCCAGGAUAUGAAUAACUGGACCGUGAAUGAUGCCGAGUCCGUAGACCAGGCCAUCUCUUCUUCCAAGCCGGACUCCCCCUCGGUGCAAAUGCUUGCAUUCUCCAUGUCUCAGCAGCUGAUGGCGUCCACGGCUGGGCCCAAUGAUGUGAUGUUCCCAGGGAUGGCGGACUUCCCAGCAGUCCAAGACCCCAGUAUCCGCAGUGAUAUGUCCCAGGACUUGAAAUACUCCUAUAUCGAUUUUUUUGACAGUGAUCCCGACAUGCACAGUGGCACUCCAGAUGACACCUACUCCGAUGAGCACAGUUCACACACCGACGAUGGCCAGUUGAUCAUGAGUCCAGACCCCUGGAAUCCCGUGAUGGAUGAUGCUGGACAAUACCCCAGAGCCAAUCUAGAUCGGCUUUCAUCUGGCAUUUUCCAAUCGAUUCCAAUCUCUCCCCCCUUAACGGAGGCUAGCAAUGAUGUCUCUGUUACUUCCUCGUGUUCUCACCCGGGCUUUUCUUCGUUUAUGGCCUCUGACGAUGUCCUAUUUGGAGACUUGACUAUUGGCAACCAGGGUGCCAACCCAAUGGAGCCUUUGUUUCCUAACACGGCCCUCACUGACCAGGACCUCAACAACAAAACCAUCAGACCUAUCCGGUCAUCGCGCCGGGCGGCCCUGCCAGCCGCGUCUCAACCCCAAGUGAAGGCCGAUCCGGAAUAUUUCCCAUCUCUGCCUUUGAGGGAUCCAGUUCGGCAAAAGCCCAAGGACAAUGGCGAGGCACGGAACCCACGGGACCAUCCCUUUUACUCCAUGCCCACUCACAGCGAUGGGAAAUACCACUGCCCAUACGCCACUGGAGACAAGACCUGCAACCACACGCCAACCACGCAGAAAUGCGCUUACCACAAAUACCUGGACUCCCACUUGAAGCCCUAUCAUUGCAAGGUGGAUGUUUGCAUGGACGCUCAACUCCGCUUCUCAUCCAACGCUUGCUUGUUCCGCCACGAGCGCGAGGCUCACGGAUUGCAUGGCCAUGGAGAUAACCCCAACCUCUGCUUUUGGGAGGGCUGUGAACGGUCCGUUCCAGGAUACGGAUUUCCCCGGAGGUGGAAUCUGUUCGACCACAUGCGGCGAGUGCACGACUACACGACUUCAGAGCAUCCCAGCUCCCCGGAGGCUCCACCGGUCACCACGACCAUCAAGAAAAAGGAACCCGCUGGCCGCAAGAGGAGAGUCACGGGCGCCACCCCGGGCCAGAUCAUGAAGCGCACUCGUUCUGUGCACUCCCAAGCCAAUUCUCUCAAGGCCACCCAAAGCUCAGCCCAUCAGGGACAUCGGCUGCAAAAUGCUGAGCGCACUUACUACAAUUGCCGCUCCCGUCUUCUGGAGGAACUGGGCAGUAUCACGCCGCAGGAUACCACCAUGCAUGAUAAGGUCAAUGCCAGCCUUCAGGAACUGUUUACCCUCGGACUGAACUACCGUCACAUUGUGGCCAGUCACACCAUGCCACAGCCGGCGAAUGGAUCCUCAUCUGCGUGA